AUGGGUACAAUCACAGGAGGGUCGAACAAAUCCGCGGAGCUUGUCGUUUUCUUUGACCUGGCAUCCAGUGACAAAUGCAACAUACCCCGCAGUUCGGUUUCCGUCGAGAUCUUGGUCGACGGUCGAAGACUGCCGCGUAGUUCUGGCGGAGCGAGCAUGUCCAGGAUGGAGGUCCCGCACGACAAACUGUGGUCUCCGGCGAGGCCUGAGCUUGUAGAUUUAAGAAUUGAGGUCACCUCGAAGGGCACCGUUCUCGACAUUUUCCACGAGAAGAUCGGCUUGCGAACUCUGGGGUCGAACGCAGCGCAGCGCAUCACGUUGAAUGGGAAUCCGACUAUGUUGAAGGGCAUCAACCGGCACGACAAUUUUUUUCUUUCGCACGACACAAACGCGUUAUACGAGGGACUGCUGUACUUCAGGGAUGUGCUGCUGUUGCUGGAUCCGGAGAGUGCUGCGACGCGUCACUUGGUACACGGGAGCGGAAGUGGCGGGCCGGGGAUGGUGGGCUCAAGAACCGGUGAAGGUGGAACCGCAGCAGAAGCUGCUGAUGUUCCUAGCGGAAAUGAUGGUGACGGAGAAGAUCCAGCAGUCGAAGCACAGUUUCGACAAAAAGCAGAUGCGGUGUGGAAAAACGACUUGCAGGAAACGUUGGCCAAGAAUACAGCAGUGCAGUCUUCCAGAGAGAUCAGUUUGUUGUCGAAAGAAGCGAAGCUUGCUUUUGCCAGUCGUGGAUUUGUCGACGUGACACUCCACGUGUCCCGCACAGCUGCGCUGCACUUUUUGGAAUUCGCGAACAAAGUGGGAGUACUCCAAAAAGCUCUCGACUGCAUUUCGGUCGCAGCAGCAACACAGCUCCAGAUGUUGAAGAGCUCUGCGGUGGAUGAUGUUACUGGUGCUGCAGCAACAUCGGAGCACUCGCCUUUCGCCACCCCGACGCAUUUGUUCGGGCACAAAGGUCGCUGCAGUUCCAAGGAAAAGGAUCACGCGUUUUUCCGCCAGUUUCUUAUCGACCUUCGCGAGGUGCUUUUGGUGAAGGAUUUGAAUGCGAAUUUUGUUCGCGGGGCGCACUACAGCCAGGGUGAGGUUUUCUUGACCCUCUGCGACAUUUUCGGUCUUCUCGUCUGGGAGGAAACUAUGUCUUGGCAAGCCUCGCAGGGCGACGCGGCGCAUCCGGCCUUCGUGCGUGCGCAAUUAGAAGCCAUGGCCGGCACCGUUGCGGCGCACCGAUUGCACGCGAGCGUCGCGGUGUGGGGAUUCCUGAAUGAAGUUGACGGGCGCGAGCACUCAACAAGGAGUCAGUGGAGUGACGAAGAAAAGCACCGAAUCACGGUAAACGCACUGGAGGACGACGAAGGCGAGGAAACAGCAGGAGAACAAGCGUUUUUCACUAGCUCAACACACCAGCAGCUGCCUGGCGACGUUUCGCACAAGUCAUGGUUUCCACGAGCGCGAGACUUGCUGCUAAUGCGUUCCAUCUUGCCGAGAGAUUCUUUUUCUGUUACAACAGCAUCAACAGAUGAAAUGUUGACACCCAGUCGAGCUGCAACAUCUGCAGCUGCGAAGGGCGAUAAAGGAAAAUCUCUAUCAUCUCAUGCAUCAGCACCACCCAAGAGCAGUCCGACGACGACUUCAUCCUCAUCGGUGUCCAAAAUUCUGCAGCCCUCCCCCCGCGGUUCCAACGCUGUGAAAUACCUGAUGGCGCUGCUGCUCCAGGUCUGCGCGCACUACGACCCGUCCUUUUCGAUCACCGAGAAGAACAAGUCGAGCCGGUUCCGCAGCUUUGCCAGCCGGUACAAGACGUCGGAAAGCCAGGAUGUGUUCGACCUCGUGGACCUCGUCGUUUUCAACGACUACCCGGGCUGGUACGACCUGUCCACCGAUCUCGCUGAAACCGUCACGUCGUUCCGCCACUUGUCGCUGUCCGGGCACCAAGUCCAGGCCCGCGGCGCGAAGCCGGUGCUCAUCGGGGAGACCGGCGGCGGCGGGUUUGUGGGAUACUUGACCGGCGACAAGGCGCUCACCUGGUCCGAGGAGCGGCAGGCGCUGAUUGUCGGGCUGGCCGUGCUCGCGAUCCUCUUCACCGAAGAGGCGUUCGCGGGGUUGUGCCUGUGGCAGUUCGCGGACCAGUUUGUGAACACGAUGAACGUCGGCUACGAAAACGUCGCCGCGAAAAUUUUUGGGUUGGUGACAGCCAUCGAAUCGCCGAAUUGGGAGCGCGAGGACCGGCCCUUCCCUUUCCGGCCGAACGGUCUGAACAACAAGGGCCUGCUGUCGCACGACCGCCGCUACCCGAAAUUGGCCUUCGACGUGGUGAAGUCGCUGUACCACCCGUUGACGACCAACGACGUGGCGUUCGACUUCUUGCAGCAGAUCGGGCUCCGGGUCCAGCAGGCGAAGCACGGCAAGGCGUUUUUGCUGAAAAACGUGCACCACCAGGGGUAUCUCGCGGUCCACUGGUGGAACGACAUGGACGCGCACCACAGCAAGGCGCACGCCGACGUCCCGCACGCCUACAAAAUUCACACGCACAAGCAGCGAAACCGGGCCGGGGUGUGGGAGGCCAUCGGGAUUCGGGCCGCGAAGGACCAUCUGGCCGUGUCGCUCCGGUUGAUUGGCCACGAGGACCAGCGCGCGGACCUGCUGCAGGGGGUGGAAGACUCGAAAAACAGCUUCGUUUUCGUCGCGGCGGACGAUGUGGAGGUGGAUUUGGGCCCGGAGGAAGGCGGAAGCGGCAGUCUGGAGGUGCUGGCGGUCUUCAACGAGGGCGGCGUAGCGGCGCACUUCCAGGUGGGGCUCGAGCAAGAGCUCUUUUCCGAAACCGGGUUCCCGGCGAAAAUCGAGCCCAUUGCCUUUUCGAACCUGCCCGAGAAGGAACGAACCGCGGUCAUCGGGGAUGCAUGCAUCUGCCUAGCGGAGCAGCGCUGUAAACUGCUGAUGGAACGACCAGAAACUACCGGUGGAGGACUUGCAGCUGGUGGUGAAGCUGCAAAGAACAAUAGUGCCGGCAAUAAUGAUGUUGAAACGGGUGCUGGGGUCGUGACCACAAGUGAGGCGAAACAGGAACCAACACAACAUGCGCCGUAUGCUUUUGACGUAUGGGGUUCGUCGUUUUUCGCCCUUGAAGGCAAGGCGCCGCGGGCCUCGCAGAUAGAAAGUGGUGGCCGUCUAGGCUUUUUCCUGGUAGGCUCUGAAGCUGGGCGGGAAUCCCAGGGGAAUCUUCAUCUGGCACCGAAAAAUCCCGGCUUUGAGCGCGAUGAAGAGUCGCAUUACAUGGGACUUCAAAGUGAGCCUAGGACACCUGAAGAGUUCUGGUGGGAAAUGGAAUUUGUGUGAACAAGUUUACAUGCUAAAUAAAAAAAGCAAUUCGAACAUCACGAUCGAUGGCACUCCAGGGCCAGAAGAGCGCAAGUUCCUGAUCUUGCACCUGAACAGGGCGAC
Molecule: messenger RNA, 3438 nt
Organism: Amoebophrya sp. A120
Lineage: Eukaryota; Dinophyceae; Syndiniales; Amoebophryaceae
Source: the annotation of a GenBank genome assembly